Apus apus (common swift) is the source of this 4628-nucleotide messenger RNA. RefSeq names its product oligophrenin 1 (gene OPHN1). NCBI's taxonomy places the organism in Eukaryota, Metazoa, Chordata, Aves, Apodiformes, Apodidae. Gene Ontology annotation, molecular function: GTPase activator activity; protein binding. Bases 41 to 2395 code for a protein of 784 amino acids. The record is from RefSeq and is a predicted model, not a curated record. The transcript is spliced from 24 exons. Gene Ontology annotation, biological process: signal transduction. Gene Ontology annotation, cellular component: cytoplasm.
GUCCGCCCCGCAUCGCGGCGGGAGGAGCGGCGGGGCAGCCAUGGGGCACCCGCCGCUGGAGUUCAGCGACUGCUACCUGGACAGCCCCGACUUCCGAGAGCGGCUGAAGUGCUACGAGCAGGAGCUGGAGCGGACCAACAAGUUCAUCAAGGAGGUGAUCAAGGACGGCAACGCGCUCAUCGCCGCCAUCCGGGGUUACUCUUCAGCAGUGCAGAAGUUCUCCCAGACUUUGCAGUCCUUUCAGUUCGACUUUAUUGGUGACACACUAACGGAUGAUGAGAUUAAUAUUGCCGAGUCCUUUAAGGAGUUCGCGGAGCUGCUCCAGGAGGUAGAGCUGGAGAGGUCCAUGAUGGUACAGAAUGCUAGUGAUUUGCUGAUCAAACCUUUGGAAAACUUUCGGAAGGAGCAAAUAGGGUUCACCAAGGAAAGAAAGAAGAAGUUUGAGAAGGAUGGUGAGAAGUUUUAUUCCAUGCUGGAUCGCCAUUUGCACUUAUCGUCCAAAAAGAAGGAAUCCCAAUUACAGGAGGCUGACCUUCAGGUUGACAAAGAGAGACACAAUUUCUUUGAGUCUUCCCUCGAAUAUGUGUACCAGAUACAGGAAGUGCAAGAGAGCAAGAAAUUCAGUAUUGUUGAACCGGUGCUGGCUUUUCUCCACAGCCUCUUUACUUACAACAACCUGACAGUUGAGCUCACGCAGGAUUUCCUCCCUUACAAACAGCAGCUUCAGCUCAGCCUGCAGAAUACAAGGAAUCAUUUUUCCAGCACACGGGAGGAGCUGGAAGACCUGAAGAAGAGGAUGAAGGAAGCCCCCCUAACCUGCAAGCUACCUGGGCAGCCGACCAUCGAGGGGUAUCUCUACACUCAGGAGAAAUGGGCACUGGGCAUCUCCUGGGUGAAAUAUUAUUGCCAGUAUGAAAAAGAGGCAAAAACCUUACGGAUGACACCCAUGGACCAGAAGCCUGGAGCUAAGCAAGGCACCUUAGACCUGACGCUAAAAUCCUGUGUGAGGAGAAAGACAGACUCUAUAGACAAAAGGUUUUGUUUUGACAUUGAAACUAACGAAAGGUCUGGGACCAUCACGCUGCAGGCGCUGUCGGAAGCCAACCGCAGGCUGUGGAUGGAGGCCAUGGACGGGAAGGAGCCGAUCUACCACAGUCCCAUCACAAAGCAGGAAGAAAUGGAGCUGAACGAGGUGGGAUUCAAGUUUGUCCGGAAGUGCAUCAACGCCGUGGAAACCAAAGGGAUUGCUACGGAGGGCGUCUACAGGACGGUGGGCAGCAAUAUUCAGGUGCAGAAGUUGCUGAACGCCUUUUUUGAUCCAAAAUGCCCAGGGGAUGUGGAUCUCCAAAGUGGUGACUGGGACAUCAAGACAAUUACCAGCUCUCUGAAGUUUUACCUCAGGAACCUGUCUGAACCCGUCAUGACGUACAAGCUCCACAAAGAGUUGGUCCUGGCUGCCAAAUCUGAAAACCUGGAUUACAGGCUGGGAGCCAUUCAUGCACUGAUCUAUAAACUACCUGACAAGAACAGAGAGAUGUUAGAGCUCCUCAUACAGCACCUUGUCAACGUGUGCGAGCACAGCCGGGAGAACCUGAUGUCACCCUCCAACAUGGGGGUGAUCUUUGGGCCCACCCUGAUGCGUGCGCAGGAGGACACGGUGGCAGCCAUGAUGAACAUCAAGUUCCAAAACAUCGUGGUCGAGAUCCUCAUCGAGCACUUUGGGAAGAUCUACUCUGGCCCCCCAGAAGACACCACAGCCCCCCCGGUGCCUCCUCCCAGGGUGGCUGCCCGGCGGCACAAACCCAUCACCAUUUCCAAGCGUCCUCUGAGGGAAAGACCUGUCUUCUUUGGUGCUUCUCUGGAAGAAAGUGGAGCAGACUGGCCCGUCCCGACUCCCAACGGCGCGGAGGCCCCGAGGCCGCAGCUCCGCCGCCCCGCGCCACGGCCGGGAGGGGACGAGCCGGGACGCGUCCCCGCCGAGGCCGAGCUGGGGAAGCUGGUGGCCAGGCUGCAGGAUGGAGGAGCGAAACCCACCAGCAAGGCUGCUAACGGAGUGGUGGCCAGCCCUGCCCUCAGGACCUCCACGCUGCAGGCCAGGAGACCCGCGCCCCGGCCGGGGAUCUGUGGCAGAGAGGGCGAGUACGACGGUGUCCCGAAGCCACGAUCCCAUGGCGAUAAGCCUGUGAUAACACGUCCCCCCGUGAGACCUCCAGACCCUCCAUGUAGGACUCCUGUCCCUCCAAGGCUGGAGCAGAGGCCAGAUCUGAUAGCAGGAACGGCAGAAGAGAUGCCUUCCUCUGUGGUGGCCUCUAGGACCAAGUUCUUUGAGACAGCUUCCCGAAGAACAAGCAAUUCAUCAUCACCACAAGGCAGGAUCCCAGGUGAUGAAAGCUGAGGCUAAAGACUUCGCAACCACCUCAGCCCGAGCUGGGCCCAGGAGAUUUUCUGUGCUUGUGAAAUGGAUGUGUCACAGCUUAGACUUUCCCAGUUCAGGUGCCCCUGGAGAGCAGCUGUUUUACCGAACGAUGAUUUCAGAGCUUGCUGUCAUAAGUGGCUCUAGAAAUUAGAAGAGAGGGAGGUAAUGAUGGAGAGAAGAGCCUCCCCAGAUGUCUGUGUUGAACUGUUCCCAGCCCUUCAGCCACUCCUCUCUGCACAGGCUGUGAAGGAUGCUCAUGUGUGCCCUUGCAGGUGGCCAGCAGUGUUUUCAGGGCUGGGUGAGCUCCGAGAGGCUGUGGAAGGGACAGCAGAGGAUGGGAGUGGCCUUUUACCUGCUCACAGUUUGGGAAAGCACCUUGGCAAGAGUGACCUUGGACAGACACUGGAGUCAGAACACAAAGGGCUGAUUCCUCAUGCUUGGAUGCAAGGGUAGCAUGAUGGGAAUUUGGGUUGGAGCACUUGCCAUGAGAAGCUCCUUCCUUUAUGUUUCAUUUUCCUCGCCCAGCAUGCUGCAGUGUGUCAGUGGGUGUUACUGGAAACGCUGCUUGUGCUGAGGUGGGACAGGAACUGGGGGGAGCAUCAUGCUUAGCUCUGUGGGGCAUCUCUUAAUCUCCCUGUGAGGUGGCUUUCCAGGCAAUGCCAGGCAGGUCAGCAGCCUCCAAGAGUGCAGCUGGGAGAUGGAGGUGGCAAGUGCUCCUCCUCCUUCUCCUCCUCCUCCUCUUCCUCCUACUUGAGCCGCUCUCCUACCAGCUCCGCUUCCCACAGGCCCACCAAGAAAUCUCUGUCCUGCAGAUACUCUGGUGGACCAGCACAGAGGUGGCAAGGAACUGGAACUCGCUGAAUAUGGGUCAAAGCCCACGAGUCUUCUAAGAGGCACCCGGUUUCUUGUUUUCAGUUUCGUUUAAUUUCCAUUCCUAGAGAUGUCCAGUCUCUUUUCCUCAGCAGUGGCCAUGUAGAUGAUGCCCUUUGGUCUGCAAGGGUUUCUCCUAGCCAGGACCACCCCUGUUAACAUUAGAGGCUUAUUGGUGGUUCCAGCUGACACCAGGGCUGUUCCUGAGCUGUAGCAUUUACCUGUAAAUAGGCAGUGAACAGUGUCCCUGCUUCCUGUCACCAGCCCAAAGGCAGCUUCCCUGUUUUGAAUGAAUUUCCUUGGGUGCUGGGAGCAUCCCAAACCAGUGGCUAAACAUCCCUGUUAGCUGCUACCCAGGUGCUCUUCUCUGGAGCAUACUUUGUGUCCUGCCUGGUGCAGGUUUUCCAGCUGGAUGCUGCCGCGGUGCUUCCCGUGUGUCUCCCAGCAUGUCCCUUGCGUGUGCAUCUCUGGCUGCUUCCUUGCUGAGUGUGAUUCCAGCCCUCUCUGGGCACACACGUCAUGUCAAUGGUGCUCCUGCUCCCCAGGGCUGCGGCCGUGCCCAGCUGCUUGCUCCUGUACUCCUGCUUUGAACAGUGGCACAUGUAAGUGGCUUUAAAACCAAACCAACAAGCGAACUGGUAAUUGCCGGGCCUGGACUGUGCUGGACCUUCGGGGUUGGGUGGCUUCGUCACCUCCUGGGGUGGCUGUCCCAGAAGUGUCAGGCCAAAUCACUGUCCCCCCCCUUGGGCUGUGCAUUGAGGCCCCUAGAUGCUGUUGUUUUGGGAGGCACCCAGUUCCAUGGUCCUGGGUGGCUCUGGGGGUGACACCCCCUUGGCUGCAUGGGGCCCUGCACUGUGCUGGCACCCAGGGUGCCCAUCCCAUUGAAAGCAGUGGCUGGUGCAGCCCCUCACUGCUGCUGCACAGUCACUGCUGAGCCUCGGGCUCCCUGCCUUGCUCAGACCCUGCGGGACAGAGCCAGGGCCCAUGGGAAGAAAAGAAAUCCGAGGGAGUGUGGUUUGGAGUCUGAUGUUGUAAACAAUGUGGGGAAGCAGCUCAUUGGAAACAUUUUAUUGUGUCCUUUUAAAGUAAUUUGUCACAUAUACGUCUGUGCUGGAUUUUCCUCUUCUGUGUGCUCAUCUGAAUUCUGGGAACCAGCAGUGGAGAGGCCAUGGGGUGCUGGGCUGUGCUGCUGGGGGGCUGGGGGGCACGAUCCUCUCAGCCAGUGCCACGGGACGGACACAGCCAGGAGGGGGGUUGGUCCCGCCUGUUGGCCAGCGGAGCCGUUCGGGCAUGUCAGAGCUUAGGUUACUUCAAGUGUUUAUAAAGGUUUCCAUGAAGUAAA